UCAUCAAAUAAAUACUUAUCUAAGAUGCGAAAAAAUCAACAUGAAUAAACAGCCAAUUAACAAAAAUAAUAUAAGACGGAUUUAUUUCAUAAAAAUAGAACUGUGACGAAUUCACACAUACUUUAUUCGCGAAAAAUAUACUUUGUGACUAAUGUUCAAUAGCUCAUUGUUUUCGUUUCUCUCGCCUGAUAAUGGAAGAGCGUAUUUAACAUUUUCAAUUUAUUGUUCAUGGCAUAUUUUUCCUUGUCCUACACUUGUCCGAAUUUUGUGGUUGGGUCUGCCCAAUAAAUCCAGUUUUGAUUGCUUACACAUUACGAUGAUGGAUGUGUAUAUAAUACAGUUUUCGAGUCCAUUUCCCUUUCGCUUGAGGAUAUUUUUCAGAAUGAAGUUAUUAUUAAUAUUAGUCACUGUCGUGGUAACAGUUUGCUUGCAGUGUGAGGCGAAAACUUUUACAGUAUGCGAGCUGGUUCAUGAGCUGAGGAAGCAAAAAUUCCCAGAAAACGAAAUGAGAGACUACCAAUUUUUAAUACCAGAGGUUUGUCUCGUGGAGAUGGAGAGCACGCGUCGCACCCACGUCACUGGGUCUCCAAAUAGUGACGGCUCCAAGGACCACGGCCUCUUCCAGAUCAACGACCGCUACUGGUGUAACGAUUCCAACGUUCCCGGGAAGGAAUGUCAUGUUACUUGCGGCCUGCGGAUGGGCGGCGCGGGCUGGGCGCGCGGCGAGGCGCGCGUUGCAGACGACUCCGAUUUUGAGACCUUAAAGAAACUCCUCUCUUCCUCUGAAGGCUGGACACUGGAGUAUGAGAAGGACGGCGUCAAGGUGUGGGCGGAAGAUGCUGCACACGGCGCGCUCAGAACAGUCAAGCAGGAUUCGAACUUCGGAUUGAAGAUGAGGCUCCGAAACUAUACUUUCUACAAGGUCCACUAG
Molecule: messenger RNA, 931 nt
Organism: Chilo suppressalis (striped riceborer)
Lineage: Eukaryota; Metazoa; Arthropoda; Insecta; Lepidoptera; Crambidae
Source: the annotation of a GenBank genome assembly